GUGCGCCUCAUUAAAGGUGAGGAAGCGGAACAAUGGCGUCUGAAGAGAAACUCGAUCCGGCAUCAUGUCAUCGAUCCGCGGAGAAACAGCUGCUCAGAGCCCGCUGCAGUCCUCCAGCCUGUGUGUGGGGCCCUGGUCCUGUGUGUGUGUGACAGGCUGGGGGGCUUCAGUGUGGAGCGCCCCCCCUUCCCCCGACCCCCUGCUGAUCCCCCCCGAGCCCUGGCUGCUGCCGGGGUGCAGCUCCGUGUUCGACAGCCUGGUCAGUAACGUGUCGCCGCUGCCGUCCCCUCCUCCCUCCAGAGGGCGAGAGAGAGCCAGCAACAAACCUCGCAGGCCGUCCAUCUUGGAGCGCUGCAUCCUCAAGGUGGUCGAGCAGCAGCGUCGCCGUGGAACGGACGACCUCGACCUCAAGAGACCCCCCCUGGAGCGCGGCGCCCCCCGCCUGCCGGACCACAGCGAGACCAACGGGGCCGUCCUGAAGCGCCGCCAGAAACAGAUCCAGUACGGGAAGAACACCAGCGGAUACCAGAACUAUCUGCAGCAGGUCCCCCGACCCCUGAGGGACGCUAAGCUCCACCCCUCAACCCCCAACAAGUACAGGAAGUACAGCCGGCGCUCCUGGGACAUGCAGGUGCGUCUGUGGAGGAGAGCGCUGCACCUGUGGGACCCCCCCACCGAUCACCUGGACCCCCCCGACUCCCAGGACCCCGUCGAGCAACUGCAGAACCAGCUGGCCAAGAUGAACUCUGACCUCUGUGAGGACGGAGACAGGCAGAGAGAGAGAGAGCCUCCUGCCUCGAAAGCCGAGCCGCCCGGACCCUGGAGCCGCCCGCUGACCCCGACGAGGCGCUGCCCCCCCGGUCUUGGGUCCUUCAGGACUCUGAACUCCAGCGACAACAUGGCCGACUGGUUGCAGCUGCUGCUGGAGGCCGAGGGCCGGCAAGAUUUCCCUGUUUUCCCGUUGGAGUUCGGCUCCAACGACCAGCAGGUUCCCGACUUCUCCGACCAGCUGUGGACUCCGUACUGACGUCUGAGGAAACGCUCGAUCGACGAAGAUCAGGAGAGUUUGUGUGUUUGUCUUUUUUAAGAUGGUUGAAGGUUUCCUAACGACAGCAGGGAUGUGAUUGGUCCCGAAGAGCACGUAGGCCCCGCCUCCUCUCUGGUCCUGAAGAGCACGUAGGCCCCGCCUCCUCUCUCAGCGUUGACCUAUCGCGCUCCUUUAGUUUGUGUCACUUUGUUUACUUGCCUCGAUGGAGCACUUCUCACCUGCACACCUUUAGUAUUAAGACUCUCACUGAUGAAGCGGUUUGUUUUAGUCUCACCUGUCCGUCUCACCUGUCCAACUCACCUGUCUCUGGUCCACGGUCACGCUCUGCUGUCUGCCCCCUGCUGUGUUUUUUCUAAAAAACAAAACCCUGUCUAAUUGGGUGGGGGCUGUCACUUUGUGUUUUACUUUUUUUUUUGUCGUUUUGUGCUGAAAUGUGAUUAAUAAUAAAGAUGGAAAUAAAGUGUUAGAAAUUCA
Messenger RNA from Trematomus bernacchii (emerald rockcod), 1522 nucleotides. It is a transcript of the gene slbp2, whose product is annotated as stem-loop binding protein 2. Gene Ontology annotation, biological process: mRNA transport; mRNA 3'-end processing by stem-loop binding and cleavage. The record is from RefSeq and is a predicted model, not a curated record. Lineage: Eukaryota; Metazoa; Chordata; Actinopteri; Perciformes; Nototheniidae. Gene Ontology annotation, cellular component: histone pre-mRNA 3'end processing complex; cytoplasm. Gene Ontology annotation, molecular function: mRNA binding; histone pre-mRNA stem-loop binding.